This is a messenger RNA of Cercopithifilaria johnstoni, 573 nucleotides long. The record is from the annotation of a GenBank genome assembly. NCBI's taxonomy places the organism in Eukaryota, Metazoa, Nematoda, Chromadorea, Rhabditida, Onchocercidae.
AUGCUAAUUAUAUCUUCAGAACAUUGCGAUCAGACAUUGGAUUGCCAUUUAUGUGGUGUUUGCUCUGCAAAAUUUUACAAUGUUGAGCGGUUCAUUGAACAUAAGAAAAAUUGUUCAAUUUCGAACAAACAGCACGAGUUGCAGAGUUCGGUAAUAACAUCAAAUCCUGAUGCAGAAUCAGUGCCAAUUGAUUUGUCGAAAAAGCAUGCUUCAAAUGAUCUCGAUAGAAAAAGUAUUCUAGACGACAAAUCAAAUUUGUUGUUUGAUCCUUUACAAACAAUACAAUCUCAUCAACAGCAAUUACUGGAGCUUUAUGCACAACUAGCAGCAAGCCAUAGUAGGCAUACAGAUUCGGAACAGAGUAGCGAUGAUGGCGGUAAUACUUCUUCAUAUGUCUUAUCACCUCCAUCCAGUAAUGGUAUCGUGGAGGAAAUUCAUCCUUGUGUUGCUGAACGAUGUCCACAGCAUUUCUCAUCCCGUGGUGCUUUACUAUGGCAUAUCCUACGAAGACAUCCCGAUGAAAAGUUAUUACAAUGCAAACAAUGCGGGGAACGCUUUGCUGAUCCUGAACAG